AUGUCGAUACAGUUGAGACCGAAUUUCAGAGGUUUGACACUCAUUGUCUUCGCCAGGAUGAGUCCCCUCAGACUUUCCUGCCGACCUGAUAUGGAUUUCGAUGGCGAUCAGAUCAUCCGUCGCUUGGUAGUAAAUGUUGGACAUCUCGAUCUGUGCGUUGAGGAUAUGGAACGGGUUAGAGACAUUGCCUCGGCUAGGCUAGUGCAGGCUACCUCAAGAGCGGUGCCCUUCGAGGCUUCCUGGUCUGAAUACGACCAGGGCCUGGAAAGAGACUUCCAUGUGCAUUCCGCUACCACUGGGUUACGAGAUACCCGUCUUUGCAAUAUCAUAUCCAUGCAGAGCCAUUCCAAGGAAUGGAGGAUCCCCUCGUUUCGUGAAGUGAGUCUCGAAGCGGGUGUUGAGAGGCCCAUUGACCUGCGUGUGCAGUUACGUGCCAUGGAGAGCCCUGCGGUUCUGAAGCGAAUUCAUACUGAUUCAGCGGGUCACAGCUCAAGUAUCAACCACAUGCUUUGGAUCGACCACAUAGAAACUGUCGUGACUGCAGGGAUGGACAAAACAGGAAGCCUUGAAGGGCACACAUGCACCGUCACUGCUCUUGAGGUAAGGUUGUGGAACAUCGGCCGGAAACAGUGCCUACAGUCGUUCAACUCGACGUUCGGCCUGGCCAAGGGAGUAGACGAUGGGCCUGUUGACCCUCGGUGCCUGGUCGUUAUCAACCGUGAUUUGGUUGCCCUGCUACUUGCGAUGGACAAAUACCCUCACAGGCAAGUCAGUUUCACUCUCCAAGUGAACAUUUGUGUUUUUGUCUCCUACUAUACCCAGGCGAUCGCCAUCAAUGGUCGGUUGGGCCAUGUAGUGACUUCAACUGACAGGGACAUUACUACGUGGGAUAUAUUCACCGGCAAGAGGCUGUUGGUCUUCCCCGAGACGACCUCCUCCCCGAUCAAAGCCAUGUGUAUCGAGCCCCUUGAAGAACGUCUCAUAGCUAUAGGAACCGACACAGGGUCUCUGGCGGUCCACAACUACGCCGUUAUGGCCAAGGUGAAGACUCUACGGGCUCAUUCGAGUGGCAUCACCAACAUCACCUGGCUCGGACACCUCAUUUUCUCGCUGUGUGUUGAGAGGCAGCUGAUCAUCUACGAUGCUACCAACAUCACCGAUAACAAGGACCAGCUGGGCGGUGUCCUGAAGUUACUGAAAGCUGCGACUCGUUCAUUGGUACUCGAUUUGAUACCCUCAAGCACUGCUGCUAUCGACUGCUCUCUCUAUGGACGGCAGGUGGUCUAUGGAACUGACAAUGGGACGAUAUCAUGGUACCGCAUUGACUCGGGAAAACUUGAGAAGUCUCGACCAGCGUCUCAGGGAGGCGGUCCCGACGCGCUACUGACAGGUCUUCCAAUCCCAAAUGGUAUCUGUAUGGUCAGCCUGCUCAACGGCACUACCCCGAGCGGUCUGCAAGUGUCGACUACACUCACGCUGAGUGCCUCUGGUGUGGUAUCGCUCUUCGGCCUGUUACCUAUGGAGAGGUUCGAGCCUCUGGUGUCUUGGAGAUUUGCUUGGAAGUCGGCUGAUAGCAAGGUCCCUAUGAUGGUCAGUGUAGAAGACAACGUAGCAAGCAGUCUUAUCUGGUCAUCCAAAGGCCACUUCCUCAGUGGACAGCUGAGUCGACUGCUCGACCACCCAUCGGCGAGUGUGACCAUCGUCGAUCCCUUGGUUUCGAUGCUCUCCAGCAGGGCCAAGGUAGAUCGGCUCAUGCUCCGCCCUUCUCAGGGGAUUCAUAUGGACAUGGUCGCUCGAGAGACGCCCUGGACCGAGCAGCAGGAGGAGGAGGGAUCAACGGCUCCGAUCGGGUCACUGGUUGCUCCUGUGGAUGACACCCGAAUCGUGUCAUGUGAUACUGUCGAUAACAUCAAGAAGACUAAGUUGAGCGCGACGGCCCGAGGUCCAUCGGUUGUAGUUGAGGACUUGUUGACGAAGGAGGGGAGACCGUCGAAAAGAGGCACGCAGAGAUUUGACGAGACUACUGUGCAAGCCGCUGGUCGUCUCGCGACGGCCUUGAACACCCUUAACAGCAUGUAA
Molecule: messenger RNA, 2079 nt
Organism: Perkinsus marinus ATCC 50983
Lineage: Eukaryota; Perkinsozoa; Perkinsida; Perkinsidae
Exons: 17
Coding region: 1-2079 (692 amino acids)
Molecular function (GO): protein binding
Source: RefSeq, a predicted model, not a curated record